This is a messenger RNA of Xenopus laevis (African clawed frog), 2622 nucleotides long. RefSeq lists its product as uncharacterized. Lineage: Eukaryota; Metazoa; Chordata; Amphibia; Anura; Pipidae. Bases 687 to 2066 code for a protein of 459 amino acids. The record is from RefSeq and is a predicted model, not a curated record. The transcript is spliced from 16 exons.
CGGGGCUUUCCCCGCCCAAUAUGGUAAUGACCCCUGUUCAGUUGAAUAGAUGCUCCUCAGCAUCCAUUGGUUAAGCAGUGUCAUUGAAUGGCAUAAACCUGGCCCCUUUGUUACGGCUCAUUGUUACUGGCUGGUACCACGGUCCGUCCUGUUUUCUAUUCUCUUGUUACUAUUGGUUUGUUAUGAGGGAUCUCUCGGAGGGGAAGGAGUGUGCUGCUUGGAGCGCAUCUUACUCUGGGGGAUGGGGUUCUGUUUUCUCCUGAGUUUAAAACCAAUAUUUCCGGUGUUACCAUUUGUGGAGCGAAAGCAGCGACUCAUUUAUCAGCCAGAAGAUGGCACUGUUCUUGAGCUCUACACAGCAUGCUGUACUUUAGAAAAAAAGAUGCUUUCAAGGAAUAAUGGGUCUCCACUGAAGUACAUUGUAUUGUAAUACUUCUGGAUACAGAACACUCCCAGCUUUGAGAAAACAAAUCCGGUUUGCUGACAUCACAACAUACACGUUUCAGUAAGGGUAAAGUGUAUCAUUUACAUUUUGAAGGCGUGGCUUCUCAGUUUAACCAUUGCUCAGGGAAGUAGUCUGGAGCUGGACGGUAAUAACAAUCCUUCUUAGUUCUGUAUACAAAUCCCCAUCCUUGCAUGCCUCUUUCCUCUGCCAGAAAGUCUUACUGUUCCUAGAAACAAACAAUAUGAGUUUCUUCUCGCGAGUUUUCAGAUCCAGCAGAAAAAAGUCAGACUACAAGCCACCCAGCUCUUCACAGCAGCCAGAACCACCUGAAGAAGACAUUCAGUGCGUUAAUGUUCUAAUUGUGGGUGCUGGAAGUCGUGGAGAAUGUUAUUCCCGGUAUGCUGUAUAUUUCCCCAAGCGAAUGAAGGUGGUUGGUGUUGCUGAUCCCCGCUCAUGCACAAGAGAUGACUUUAAAAAAACUCACAAUAUCGAUGAUGACAAAAUAUUUGAAGACUGGAGAGACGCAGCAGCCAGAGAAAAAUUUGCUGACGCAGUAGUUAUUGCGACCCCAGACCGAGUGCAUAAGGAUCCAGCAGUAGCCUUUGCUAGGAAACAGUACCAUAUUUUUCUGGAAAAGCCUAUGGCAGUUACCCCUGAAGACUGUUCAGAAAUUGUAUCGGUGUGCAAGGAGAAUGGAGUCAUGCUUACGGUGGGACAUGUCAUGCGCUAUCAUCCUGUCUCACGGGAAAUAAAGGCAUUGGUAGAGUCUGGUGUUAUUGGAGAUGUUGUACACAUUCAACAUUUAGAACCCGUUGGGGACUGGCAUUUUGCUCACUCUUAUGUUAGAGGAAAUUGGCGGAAAGAAGAGGAGAGCACAUUCUCACUUCUUGCCAAGUCAUGCCAUGAUAUUGACCUCAUAUGCUUUUGGACUGGAAAGAAAAGAUGCGUGAAGGUUUCUUCUUUUGGGACUCUGUCACAUUUUACUAAGGAAAAUAAGCCCAAGGGCGCCAGCAGUCGCUGUAUGGAUUGUUCAGUUGAAGAAAAGUGUCCGUUUUCUGCAAAGAAGAUUUAUCUCAAGAGAGCAGAGCAGGGUUCUUUUAUGUGGCCAGUAUCUGUGGUAUGCAGUAAUGGUGUUUACGAUAUCGAAUCACUAACAGAAGCAUUAAAGACAGGACCAUAUGGAAGAUGUGUUUACGAAUGUGACAAUGAUGUUGUCUCCAACCAGGUCGUUAAUAUGGAGUUUGAGGGUGGGAUGACUGCUGCAUUUACUAUGAUGGCCUUCACGCAUGCUCUAGGAGUAAGAACUACCACAAUCUAUGGAUCUAAGGGUGAAUUAAAUUGUCGGGGAAAUGGACCAAUUCGAGUAUUUGAUUUUCUCACCAGGAAGGAGACAGAGUAUGCCGCUCCAAAGCCUGCCUUUAUCCCAAUGGGAUUAAUGGCGCACGGUGGAGCAGACUAUCACAUCAUGGAGAGCUUUAUUUCUGCUGUUGCUAAUAAUGACCCUUCGCGUAUACUUUCUGGCCCUGAUGAAACCCUUAGAAGUCACCUGCUGGUGUUUGAGGCUGAGAGAUCAAGAAAGGAGAGCAUAGUAGUGCAUCUAGCCAAUGACAAGCUAGAAUGAAUAGAAAGCAUUACUUUAUGUAUGUUUUAUAUGCCUGGCGCUGUUUAUUUUAGAAUUAAUACAGUACAAUAUAUUAUGUGUCUGGUCAUUUGCUGUACUAUUUGCUGGCUUUAACAAAAGCUCAUGUUAGAUCCAUGUACAGGUAUGGGAUCCGUUAUUUGGAAACCCGUUAUUCAGAAAGAUCUGAUUUACAGAAAGGCCAUCUCCCGUAGACUCUGUUUUAUACAAAUAAUCCAAAUUUUUAAAAAAUUAUUUCCUUUUUCUCUGUAAUAAUAAAUAUUACCCUGUACUUGAUCCAAACUAAGAUAUAAUGAACCCUUAUUGGAAGCAAAACCAGCCUAUUGGGUUUAUUUAAGUUUUACAAGAUUUUCUAGUAGAUGUAAGGUAUGAAGAUCCAAAUUACAGAAAGAUCUGGUUUCCAGAAAGCCCCAGGUCUUGAGCAUUCUGGAUAAUUGGCCCCAUACCUGUACUGCCAUUUAAAAACUAACCGUUAUGUUUUGGGGGAAAAGUCAAUUGUAUAAUAAUACCCAUUGUAUAAUAAAACCAUAUUAUAUAA